CACAUGCGUCGGGAAUAACAUGUGGUCCAGAGCCAACUGAAACUGAGCUUUUUUCUACGCGCACUGUCUAGUUGAGUUCUAAAUUUCGGUCUGUUAGUAUCGUUUGUAUUGUUUACUUUUUCGCUUGGAAUUUUAUUGUGAUAGUUGUUUUUUUUUAACAGCUUGUAAUAGAAACAGUGAUGUAAUUAUGUGACUUUAUCACGGGAAAAGUGUAUAUGAAAAUGGAAACUUAGCUGAUCUUUGGAAACGCAUUUAUCACAUUUUAUUAUUUAAGCAUGCCGUUUUUAAAUUUUUCAACCCCGUCCACAACUCCCCAAAAGGUUAAGUUAAAUGCAACCAGUCCAACGAGUCCUUUGCCCUUUUGCACUAGCCCAACCGAUUUGCAUAACGCUUUUAAAGAAUCAACAAAGGAUGGUAAAUCGCAAGUAGGUGGAUGUAGUAGAUCAGUAAAGGAAUUUGAAGAGCAAUUGACUAAUCUAAAAAAAGAAAAUUUUAACUUAAAACUUAGAAUAUACUUUUUGGAAGAAAAAUUGGGAGUUAACUUUACCCUAGACGAGGAUAAUGCUCUUAAGAAAAAUAUUGAACUGAAGGUUGAAAUCGCUAAUUUACAAAAGGACUUGCAAGAAAAGCAUGAUUUGCUAUGCCAGGCUGUAAAAGCAAUAGAGCUAGAAGAUGAAGAACAUAAAAAAUACUUGCAAAUAAAAGAAGAUCAGUUAAAUCAGUGUUAUCAGGAAUUAGAAGAACUUAAGUUACAACUUCAUGAUGCCAAAUAUGACGAUGGUUUUUCACACAAAUCUGAUCCGACUGGAAUGAUAUUUAAUCAUAUGUUACCACUACAUGACACUGAUAGCCUCAAUAAUAUUAAAUUAAUUCAAGAAAAAUGCAUUUCCCUUGAAAAAGAGUUAAAUAAUGAAAAGGAAAACUGCGCUUCAAUACAAAUUUUAUUAGACCAAGCUGAAUCUGCACAGCAUAAAUUAAAAGUGUUGGAACAUGAAAAUAAAGAAAAAGAUAUUGUUAUUGUGAAUUUUAAAGAAGAUCUUGAAAAUAUACGUAAGAAAAACCAAGAAUACAGUGAUUUAAUCAAGGAUUUAGAAGUAAAACUGGUUCAAAGUAAUAACGAGAAUCAACAUUUAAUAAAAGAACUAGAAGAAAACACUUCACAGAUAGGCGAAUUUAAAGGUCAAGUUAAUGAACUUAAAAAAAUGCACUCAAAUUUAAGACUUGAGAUUGAAAGAGAGCAAAAGAAAUCUGAACGAGCUAAAAUGUUUAGUGACAUUAGAAUAUCUGAAUUAGAAGCUGAAGCUGAAAAGCAUAAGGCAAAAGUACGAGAAUUAAAUGGAAAACUUGAUUUUGCUCAACAUGAACUAAAGAAAAACAAAAACCUUGCUGUAUCUAGUUGUCAAGUUCAAAAAACUAACACAUCAAAUACUGAUGAAAAUUUUUCAGAUUCGAACCCAGCAACACUUGACCGAACUCCGCAAAAGGAUGCAUUAUCUUUAUCAUUAAAAUCCUCACAUUCAACCCCAGAAAAAUUCGAUGUAUCACAACUUGAGCAACUUUUACUUGGAGCUGGUGAAAGUGCCACAGUUCAACAAAUUCUUAGUGGUGUAAAUUUACUUAAAAAUGAUCAUUCCAUACAAAAACAAAAAGUCAUAAAACUUAAAGCUGAGCAAAUCAAAGCCUGUGAAAUCAUCAAGAGCAUGAUAGCAUCGAGAAAUAAAUUAAACGACGAAAAUAUUUUACUUAAGAAGAAAUAUGAAAUAUGUGAGAAGAAGCUAUUGGAAGCCUGUAACAAUAAGAAGCCAUUAUACCAGCAACUAUCGGAUUUGAAAAUUACGGCCAUUAAUUCUGACGAGAAAUCCAUGGCAGAAUCACCAAGUGAGGACCUCUCGGAGCAUUAUAAAGCUUUAAGUAAUGAGCUUGAAGCUAAGAUAGAGCUACUAAAAGUAACAUUGGAAGCUAAAGAUUUACAAAUAUUAAAUUUAAAGACCGAACUCGAAGAAGUUUUUAAAUGCUUGGCGGAAAAAGAAAACAAAGUAGUAGAUCUAGAAUUUGAAUUGUUAUCCAUAAAUAAUAAUGAAAAUAGCAGGUUUGAGCUAUCGACAGAAAAAACUGAUGUUGGCACAGAAAAGAUUGUAGCUACUUUAAAAACAAAAUUGGAAAAUAAAGAUAAAGAAAUAGACAGACUAAAUACUGAAUUAAGAAAAUGUAACUGCUAUUUGCAAGAAAUUGUAAAUAAAGAACUUUGGGAAAAAAAUCGAGAAAUUGAGAAAAUGCACAACAAACAAUCAAGUUUACCUGAGAUUGCCAAGCUUAAAGAAGAAUUAGAAGUUAAGGACUCUCAACUCAGGCUACUUAAGGAGACAAUUAAUGAGCUUGGGUUAGAUAUUCCAAUACCAGGUAAUGCGGGAGACACUGAUUUAAAAAAUGUUAAUGCCAAUCACAAUUUGUUAGCUAGAAAUAUUCAAAAAGAAAAACCUGAAUUAAAUCAACUUUUAGAUGAACUAAAAGAUCAAAAUAAUAUUUUAUCAACAGAAUUGGAGCAUUACAAAAAACUAUAUGAAGAUACUCAUGAAGCCAGUGCUAUUUUAAGCCAAAGAUUAGAGGAACUAGCAAUAUUUUUGGAUUCUCUGCUCAAAAACAAAUCAGUUUUAGGAUUUUUAGGUAAUUACAACAAAAAAAGAGUACGUGAAAUUGUCGACAAUAGUCUAGAACUAUCCCGAUCCUUUACAAUGAGUUUAAUGGUAAAUCCAGAACAAAGCCUAGCUCAACUAUCAAAUAUAACUGCUUUAUUAAACGGAUCUAUUUUACAAGACCUGAGCCUUAACAAUAUAGAAGAUGAGUCUACAUUAAGUAUUAAUCCUAGCCAAAUAACCUUGACAUAUCACAGCCAUUUGAAUAAACCAAACCAAGUUUUACAAGAACGUGUCCAAGAGCAACAAAUAAUAACUACAUUACGUGAGCAAAUAACAAACUUAAAAUACGCAUUACAAUUAAGGGAUCAUGAACUGAACAGGAUUAACAAUAUAAAAGAAUUCUCAGAUAAAAUGAACGUGUUUGAUGAAAAGAAAUCAAGCCACAAAUUAAAUUCCAAAUUAAAAAAGGAAUUUAACAUUACAAUGCCAAUGCAAACUGAAAACCAAUCCGAAUCCGAAUCAUGGUCAGAACCUGAUAUAAACGUUUCAAAAGAAAGAAUUGGUUUAAGUAACACAUUGCCUAAUUUUGGAACAAAAAAGACUGAUUUAUCAACAGAAGAUUCAUUUAGUGAAAAAACAUCUUCUAGAUAUAAUACAAAAAGUAUAUCUGAUUUAUACAAGCAAAUUCAUAAUUUAAAACGUGAACUACAUUCAAAGAAUGAAGAACUAAUUAAUGUACAAAUCAGUGUAGAAAAAACGGUUAAUACCUUAGAAAAUCAAAUUAAGGUUUCUGAAGAAAAGUGUGCAAAUAUGCAAAUUUUACUUAAAGAUGUUACUAAAUCCAAAACUAAAUUAGAAGAAUCCAUGGUUCAAAAGGAUAAAGAAACCCAAGAUAAAAUAAAUCAGUUACAAAUGGAAAAAGAAAGUCUGUUAAAAACAUCACAGGAAUUUGAGGUUCAAGCUAAUAAAGCCAAACAGGAAUUAAAAUCAUACGAAAAUAAACUUACAAAGGUAAAUGAAGAAUGGGAAUUAGUAAAAAUAAGACUUCGGCAAGAUUAUGAAGAAUAUACUGCUAAAAAGUUAAAAAAUGCAGAAGAGGCGUAUUUAAAACGAAUUAAAGAAGUAGAGGAUAAUUCAAAUUCCAAGAUGGUAAAAUUGGAAAAUAAAAUAAAAGAAAUACAUGAAACUAAUGCUAAACAUUUCGUUCAAAAAUCAUACUUGGAUAAAGCAUAUUUGGACUUGCAAGAAAAGGUGCAUCAAAUUGAGAGCUUAAAUAACGAUAUUGUUUCAUAUAAAGACAAAAUAACUUCUCUUGAAACACAGAAAAAAGAUUUACAUGAAUUAUAUAAUAAUUCUUUAAUUAAAGUUGACACUAUUUACAAGGAAUUAAACAUACAAAAGGUACAAUAUUCUGAAUUACUUUUAGAAAAAAUUAAGUUGUCCAAUGAAAGAGUUGAGUUGGAAGAAAAACUUGGUUCAAUGUCAGUGGCAGAAUUAGAAAUGAAUGAACAAUUUGAAGAAAUUCAAAAUGAGAUGGAAAUAAUUAAACAAAGUUAUCAACAACAGUGUACAGCGCUUCAAAAUCAAAAAUCAAUAUUGGAAGUUAAAGUAAGCGAAUUGGAAUCUAUUAAUGCUGAAUUACACAAUCGGCUAGCUAAACUUCAAUUGACCACAACUGCUAAACACAAUGUGUCAAUACCAAGCUGCUUAUCAAACAAAAAACACAAUUCAUUCGGACAGCAAUACUUGGAUGGAGUGAAUGCAGAAGAAUGCAAUACCAUAAGACCAUUUAACCAAACGGCACCGCCUGCUAUACAACCGGUUGAUAUUCAAAGACUAGAAGCAAACUCAAGUCCUGACUUGGGUAUAGAAAGUGAUCAAGGAAGAUUUUCCAGUUUAGAGACUCACGAUGCAGAAAACGUACAAUAUGACGCAAUUAAUUGUGGUAAUGAAAAUUGCUGCCAGAAAAUAUUGGACUUUUCCAAAGAAAAUAAUGAACUGAAAAGAAAACUGUUAAGAAUGAAGAGAGCGCUUGAAGAAACUGCCAAUCAACUAUCACUUGCAAAUCAACGAAAAAAACAGGUGGAGAAAACCAUCUGUAAACAAAUUCACAAAACUAGUCAAGUGUUAAAAAAGGCUAAGGCCAAUUUAGAUUCAGGUUCUGAAAGUGAUGUUUUAAAAAAAUAAGUUUUUAUUAUGCUAUGUAUAUAUGUAUUAUUAGUAUUGUAUAUCAGUUUUUUGUAUUAUAUUUCUAUAUUUAUUUGUACCUAAUUAUAAAUUAAAGUCAUUUGGAACUAAAAAUAUUUUUUAAUGUGUUACUAUAGUAGUAACAUAAUGUUAGUAGUUGGAUUAAAAAGUUUGUAAAUAUUUUUUUGAAAACUCCAAACAAGUGUUUAUUUAUAACCUUUUUGUUUAAAUGGUUUUUGCAUAACUAAAAUAACUUGUGCCAAGUUAUUAGUAUUUUUUUAAAUAAAAUAAGUUGUUAAGGAGUUAACUGAAAUGUGUUGUUUUAUAAAAAAUAUGUAAAUUUUGGGACGUCUGUAUAUUAGUUGUAAAGAUUACAUUUUUUGAUAUUUUUUGUGACGUCUUUAAUUUCAUCCUUUCUUUUAUUAAUACUUUUUAAGCACUGUUAGCUAUAGCUAUAUUUAUAAUAUUAAAUCAAAUAUAUGUUCUAUAAUUUGGAUAAGUUAUCCUAAGGAACCAUAUACCUAAUUUGUUUAUGAUUGAUCAACUUUUUUU
Messenger RNA from Brassicogethes aeneus, 5375 nucleotides. NCBI's taxonomy places the organism in Eukaryota, Metazoa, Arthropoda, Insecta, Coleoptera, Nitidulidae. The record is from the annotation of a GenBank genome assembly.